This is a messenger RNA of Alligator mississippiensis (American alligator), 3268 nucleotides long. RefSeq names its product KLF transcription factor 15 (gene KLF15). The record is from RefSeq and is a predicted model, not a curated record. NCBI's taxonomy places the organism in Eukaryota, Metazoa, Chordata, Crocodylia, Alligatoridae. Gene Ontology annotation, molecular function: RNA polymerase II cis-regulatory region sequence-specific DNA binding; DNA-binding transcription factor activity, RNA polymerase II-specific. The transcript is spliced from 3 exons. The coding region runs from base 192 to 1403 and encodes 403 amino acids. Gene Ontology annotation, biological process: regulation of transcription by RNA polymerase II.
GGCGAAAGGACACAUCAGCAGCUCCGCCGCCGCCCGCGCACCGCCACCCGCCGGCCCGGCCCGGCCCGGCACGGCCCGGCCCGGCACGGCACAUCGCUGCUCCCUCCGCCCGCACGGCGCAGGCAGGCUUUCACUUGAACUUCCCCUGUGUGGUAUAUGCUGUUGGAAGAUCCCUAAGAGAUUAUCCAGGAAUGGUGGAUCACUUGCUUCCUGCUGAUGAAUCUUUUUCAUCCACAAGGUCCAUGGUUGGAUACUUUGGGGACAUGACGGCAGGAGGGAGGUCCUACCAGAUGCUGCCCUCACCUCUGUCGGAAGAUGACAGUGAUUCUUCAAGCUUUUGCUCUUGUUCUAGCCCUGACUCCCAGGUUCUCAGCUCUAGCUAUGGCAGCACAUCUAGCGCUGAAAGUCAGGAUAGUAUUUUAGACUACUUAUUGUCCCAGGCUUCCCUGGGGAACACCCCUGCCUCUUGGUGGGACAAAAGGAGACUUCAGCCAGUUGUGAAAGAGGAGUAUUUUAGGAUGCCUGAAUUUGCAGUGGAUACGGAAGAUAAUGGACCAUUUCAGCCCACACUUGAGGAGAUUGAGGAGUUUCUGGAGGAAAAUAUGGAGUUGGAGUUCAAGGAAGGGCCUAAAAAUGAGACCAAGGACUUGAGAGCUUGCAGCCAAGUUUCUGUUGCUUCUGUACAGCAAAAAGACCAUAUGGUAUCCAACGCUAGCUUAAAGGAAAGUAAAAGUGAACAGUUGAGCAGCCCAACAGAAGGUGGCCAUGUUUCAAAUGGAGCAGUGUCUGCGGAGGGUGGAAUACCUGUCAUGCUUCAAAUUCAGCCUGUACAGAUCAAACAAGAAUCAAAUACAAGCCCAAGCUCACAAGGACCAGCACAAGAGAAUAUUAAAAUUGCACAACUCCUAGUCAACAUUCAAGGACAGACCUUUGCGCUUGUGCCACAGAUAGUUCAAUCUUCCAAUUUGAACUUGCCCUCCAAAUUUGUCCGCAUAGCACCAGUGCCCAUUGCGGCAAAGCCUCUUGGGCCAGGAGGCAUGAUCCAGGGUCAGACGGGCAUCCUCGUGGGUCAGAAAUUUCAAAAGAACCCUGCAGCAGAACUCAUUAAAAUGCACAAAUGCUCGUUCCCAGGCUGCACCAAGAUGUACACUAAAAGCAGCCACUUGAAAGCCCACCUGAGAAGGCACACAGGCGAAAAACCGUUUGCAUGCACGUGGCCGGGCUGUGGCUGGAGGUUCUCCCGGUCAGAUGAGCUCUCCCGGCACAGACGCUCUCACUCGGGCGUGAAACCGUAUCAGUGUCCGAUCUGCGAGAAGAAGUUUGCGCGAAGCGACCACUUAUCCAAGCAUGUCAAGGUGCACCGGUUCCCUAGAAGCAACCGCUCCGUGCGCUCAGUGAACUGAUUGGUCCCCACUUGGCUCCUUCUCGCCCAUCCGUCCCAGAACAGCCAAUGACAGCACUUUGCUCACCAUGUUUCUAGUGAUAAUUUAUUGGUCUUCGCUGUUACUUGACACCAUCAUGUCUGAAUGUUCUGUGUCCUACCAACGUGAUUUGAGAACAAAGCUCUUUUGGGGGGAACUUGGGGAGGGGGGGGGGUUGUUGUUUUUUUUUUUACUAUUAUUAUUAUUUUUAUUUUUCCUUCUCUCAUGCCCUUCUUUGCUGCUUCUUCCUUUGGAAAUUACAGUGUUUUAUUUUUAGCUGUUUUCUGCUGCACAAGGAAAAUUUAUGGGCUACUUGCUGCUGGUUAAUUAUAGUUCUGGCAUUCCUGAGGCCUCUGCUCGUGGACAGGGCCAUUCUUUGUGAGUUUUCAUUAAGCUGGCCUAUCUGUCCAGUUUGGAAACAGCAAAUUCCUUUUGGAAAAAAAACAAAACCUUUGUUUUUUUGCUUGCCUGAACCAAGCAUGUUUUUGAGGGGAGGGGGAGGAUAUUGGAAUUUGUGACCCUGGUCCAGUCGCCCUGAUUCCUCCGGCCCACCGUCCUUCAACGAUCCAUCAGAACUCAAUCAACAGCUCUUGUGCUCCUGGGAUCCUGGAUCUGAUGGCACUUUUAGGAUGAACCCCCACUCUCAACCAAACAACAAAGCUCAGACCUGGUUCUGGAAUGAGGGCCCAUAAUUGUACACGGCACAUGUGCUUUUCAUGUUAUGUGGUCAAUGUACUGCCAAGUAUAGAGUAUGGCUAUGUGUUUAAAUAAGCAAAGCAUAACCUUGGUUCUGGUUAAAACUAUCCUUUUCAUUAACAGAGGGAAUGUUGCUUGGUGCUUUGAGCAGGAGAAACUGGGUAUUAGGCCUCAUAGGUUUUAUUCCAGAUUUUGCCUCUUUCUUGCUGUGUGACCUCAGUCCUGCAAGAUGUUGGUCCAUCUCUGGGAAAGCUGUGGACCUCUUGAGGGCCUGGAGACUUCAAUGAGAAAGAAAUGUGCUCAACCCAGCAACUUUGAGCUAUGAAUGUCUUUUUGCCUUGGUUUUCACAUCUGUAUGGUAGGAGUAAUAAUACUUAUAUCCCACCCAGGGGAAGUUGUGGGCUUGAUUACUGUUUGUAAAAGCACUUUGAGCUCCUCAGCCAAAGGGUGAUAUGUAAGUGUUAAGUACAACUCUUAUUAUUAACAGCCCUGUCAGAGCUCCCUGCAGCUGGGGCAGGUGAUUGGGUGGGAACGGUGACCAGGAGAAACAAAUACACGUGGUAGCUGGCUAAAUGGCUAAGAAGGGAAUUUUAAAGGAUAAUCAGAGAGUAGCAGCAAAGCGAUUAUGUUUGUAUUUCUCUUUUUUCUUUUUGUUUUGCUUUUCCUUUUGAACUCUGCCAAUUGCAAGACGCUUUUGAGCUCAGUAAUUAGAUAUGAUUUUAGGAAGGAUAUUGCGUUUCCUUUCCAUUCACAGAUGGCAUCCCUUUGUCUCUUUUGUCAGCAAAAUGGGAAAUAAAACACUGCAAUUCUUGCAUUAGUAGGUAGUAAUGGAAAGCAUACUGUAUGUAAGUACCUAGAUAGAGCUAAAACGACCUUAUUUUAGGAAUGCAUUCCUUUUGUCCUCUAGAAAUUAAUAUAAAAGAACUAUCUUCUAUUGACUGGUUUAUCUCACAUCCUAUGAAUGUAUGUAAAUAAAACUGUACAUAGAUGCAUAUCUAUAUAAAAUAUCUUUUAAUAACAUAUCAAAAUUUGUGUAAAUUGGAAAAAUAUCUAUAAAGCCCAUGUACAUAAGUUACAAUUCUGUAUAUUUUCUUUUGUUCUUCAUAAAAUAUAUUUACUUUGACAAUAAAAUGAAAAAUGGAAAUUUUAAA